Trifolium pratense (red clover) is the source of this 1412-nucleotide messenger RNA. Its product is annotated as zinc finger protein 7-like. Gene Ontology annotation, biological process: negative regulation of abscisic acid-activated signaling pathway. The transcript is spliced from 2 exons. The record is from RefSeq and is a predicted model, not a curated record. NCBI's taxonomy places the organism in Eukaryota, Viridiplantae, Streptophyta, Magnoliopsida, Fabales, Fabaceae. Bases 281 to 1030 code for a protein of 249 amino acids.
CUUCUCUGACUUUGCUUUGCUCCAUCCAUCAUCCAUCCCCACUUUUCUUACCUCUUUCUCUGCUUUCCCAUAAUACUUUGUCCCUUCUCUCUCUCUCUCUCUCUCUCUCUCUCUCUCUCUCUCUCUCUCUCUCUCUUAUCUCUUUUUAUUUCAAAAAAACUCCCAAGUAGCAGCAAAAUAUCACUCAACUACCUUCAAGUUUGUUAACUUUUUCUUUUUAUGAAAGACUUCUAUGUGAUUAUUUGCUCUAAUUCAAUUGCUUACUAGGAUUAGCAGAUCCAUGAUGAUGAUGACUCCGAAUUUGAACCUUGAAGCUGAAAACAGUUUAGAAGUUAGCAGUCAAGUAGGUUCCAAUGAUCUUACAAAAGACAGUGCAACCACUUCUUCAUGUCUUACAAAUCUCACUAAGCCUGACAUUAAUCUAAGUUCUAUUUCCCUCGACUUGACUCUUAACUUUGAUCCGAGCGAUGAAGAUUUGAAGGAAACAAGUGACACUAACAGUGAAGUAGUAGGAGCUGAUCAUGCUCAUAAUACUACUACUUCAGCGACACCGGUUCAUAGAGUUUUCUCUUGUAAUUAUUGUAAGAGGAAAUUCUUUAGCUCACAAGCAUUAGGUGGACAUCAGAAUGCUCAUAAACGAGAGAGGACAAUGGCAAAACGCGCUAUGCGAAUUGGAAUGUUCACCGAAAGGUAUACGAGCUUAGCUUCUUUACCUCUUCAUGGUUCUUCUUCUUUUCAUUCUCUUGGUAUUCAAGCUCAUUCUGCAAUGCACCAACAAUACAUGCCAUCGUCUUCGUUGUCAAUGAGGGCUCAUGAAAUGAGAGCCACGGCAAAAUUCGAGAAAGAUUGUUUCGGAGGAGCUCCGAUGUUUAUGCAUAAUGAUGAUGUUGGUAUAUUUUGGCCUGGAAGUUUCAGGCAGAUAGAUCAAAGUGUUCAUGUUCAUAAUCCAAAUUUGAAUACUAAUUUUGUUGUAGCAACAGAACCUCCUCAACAAAAAUCUACAGCUCCUGAUCUCACUCUGAGGCUUUAAGAUUUUUGUAUUUUAUUUAAAGUCUAAUAUUAGUUUUUUGUGGCAAUAAAAAACUAAUAUAUCUCAUGUUCAUUGUUUUUGAACAUGAAAUUACUAAUUAACUGUGCAUGGAUUGUACAGUGAGACUGAGAUGUUUAUUUCUAGUGACCUGUUUAGAUGUUUCUGAAAUUUUCAGAAAUGAUAGUUUGUUUUUUGCUUCAUUAUUCAUGUCGUUGCUAAAGCGCCUUGUAUGGUUUCGGUUGAAUUUCUCUGAACAUGAAUGUUCGUUGCUAAAGCGCCUUGUAUGAUUUUGGUUGAAUUUCUGUACAUGAAUGUGAAAUAGAGACAUGAAAGUUCUGUAUUUUUGACAUGAUAAGUAUGUUGCGAAAUAAUCAAGUUUGAA